Parasteatoda tepidariorum (common house spider) is the source of this 3084-nucleotide messenger RNA. Lineage: Eukaryota; Metazoa; Arthropoda; Arachnida; Araneae; Theridiidae. The record is from RefSeq and is a predicted model, not a curated record.
GAUACUAUUUUAUGUUUUAUAUUCUGCUCGCAUCUUACAGACGCAGAUCUAGUUUAACAUCAUCCAGAGACCAAAUAGUGCUGAUAUUGAAUUAACUCUUAGAUGGAUGAAGGAAGGCAAUGCAACUAAGUGGGAAAUCUUUUGAAGAAGAAAAGCUUUUACAAAACAAGUUAGAAGGAAAGUCUCAAGCUAAAAAUGAUCUUUCCAUACAGUAGAAAAUUAAAAGUAGCUAAUUUAGAAAUCAGUAAAGAAAAUUUCAUAUCAGUGAAUCAAAAUACCAGUGAUGCAAGAUCUAUUCGCCUUGAUAAGUUCAUUUAUCCCAGUGUUUAUCAGUUAGCACAAUUCUCAUCUAGAGUUUAUGAAGAAGAAAAAUAUUUAGAAACAUUAGAACAAGAUUGGGUUUUAUUAAACACUGCGAAAAACCGAAAAGACGGUUAUAUUGGAGCAGCAUACUGGAAUCCCGAUCACCAACAAGUUGUAAUUGCACACAAAGGUACAAAUCCAAAGAACGUGAAAGAUCUUUGGACUGAUUAUGAAGGUAUAUUAUCGAAUAAAUAUACUUCUCAAAUGAGCUCUGCAAUUACUUUUUCCUAUAAAAUUGCAGUUGAAGUGGAAGAGUUCAAUAGAAAACAAUCAGCGAACUUGACUCUGUCUAUUACUGGACAUUCAUUAGGAGGUUGGUUAGCACAGAUCACUACUUUUUCUACUGAAUACCUUACAAAAGGCGAGAGUGACUUUUUUGUAAAAAGCAGAAACGAAGGUUUUCACACGCAUACAGUAGUCUUUGACAGUCCUGGUUGCAAAGAGAUGUUGUUGAAAAUGGAAAGUGACUUUGAUGUACGCUACAGCGGUAAAGCCCAUUCAUCAUCGUUCUUGGAUGUCACAAUUUACCUAUCCGCACCAAAUUUGGUGAAUACUCUUCACUCACAUCUUAACGUUGGUAACUUGUACCGGGUAUUUAUAGAAAAUAUGCCCCACAGAUCAUCUAGUUGGGAUUUUUUUCAAUACACAAUGGAAUCUCACAAUAUGAACAACAUUAAAAAUUCUUUAUUAUGCAGUUCGGAAAAAAAGACAAUGAAGGUCAUAGACUGGCCAUUAGUAGAAGAAGGAUUAGGUGGAAUAAUAGUUGAAAAAAUAUUUAAUAUAUUUUCAACGAGCACCAACGAAUAUGAACAUUUUCAUAAAUUAGCCAAUUGUACUAACUGCUAUAAUCCACCUCCUGAGGAUAGCGAAUAUUGUACUCUUCGUUACCAAGUUCAAAGUGUUGAAAAAGGAGAAUGUAGUGCUAAUAUUUUCACACAGCCGGAGUUUGAAUUUCUAGAUGGUUGCCGCAGGUUAAAGCAAUUUUCGAUGCUUUCUAACGCUGAUGACUUAUUUUCUUCUCUUGAUACAAAAACAAAAGGAGUAUUGAAUGCAAAUAUAAUUGAAGAAAUAUUGCAAGGUUUAGAAAUGAAACAGGGGGAAGGAAGAGGUUUCAUCAAAUACGGGAUUGGAGAAAAACUUCAAAAAUUGAUUAUUUGUGUCAAAAGCGCUUUGUCUGUUUUUCCAACUAUACACCAUGAAAUAAAAUCUAAAUUAGAUAAUCAGGAUGCUUUUAAUGAUGUUUACAGAAAACAGUCUCUGGAUUAUCUUCUGUCAAUUGAAUAUAUUGAAUUUAAACAGUCUACAAUAGAUUUUGAUGGUUUCUUAAAAGACUCAAACUUGCAAUUUUUACAUCUUAUAUUUAAAGUCCAUCCUAUAGUAGCAAUUAAAAAAAUACAUAAAGUUCUGAAAAAGACAAAAAAUGAGUAUCAAACCUUUUUUCUCUGUCUGAAGCAGCUUCUAAAUUUAGAGCAGUUUUUUCCGUUGAAUAAAUUUGUAAAGCAAUCGGAUAAGGACGUUUCUAUGCUAUUCGUGGUUGAAUAUAACAGUGAAUCAGUGGUGAACAGAGAAGAACUAUCAAAAACUUAUUUUAAAGAAUUAUUUAGGGCUUUCGAAGAUAAACCGAAGUAUAAGUUUAUUUUAGUUUCUCAAAGGAUUUAUGAUUUAAAAUUUUGUUUUGGAAAUAAGAAUAAUUUUAAUUGUGAAAUAAGGGAUGAUAAAAAAAUUAAACUUGAUGACUUAACCUAUGAUUCUCAAAAGCAACUCUUAGAGAAGAAAAUUUACUUUCAAGGGAGAAAGAUAAGCUUGGGUAAAUUAAUAACAAGUGAGUCAUCACACCUGGUAGAUGAAGAAACAUUAUCUAAACUUAUCAACAAUGAAGCGAUAGAGGUAGGAAAAACGCUUCCAGAUUUGGGUGAUAUUGAGAGUUACUAUAUUGAUCGCAUUUUUAAACUGCCAAAAAUUAACAAAUACAUUAAAAAUGAUACCAAAUUUUACCUUACUUAUAAUGGUCGGAUUGAUCCAUCUCAACUUGCACAGAAUCAGGAUAUAUUGCUGAUUUCUUAUUCCAGAAGCGAUUUUGAUAAACUUUGUAUUGAGUAUGAGAACCGUAAUAUUCAUUGGUUAAAAGAGGAAGAUGAACGAUUUAUGUGGCAAAAUUCUCGGGGUGCUACAUCGAGAUUGCGCAGGUAUUUAGACACAGGUGACGGUUAUGAAUGUCGUGAAUUGGAUGAGCGAAUAGUAGUUAUAAGUUCAGUGUCUGGUGCGGGGAAAUCAACUGUAUUGACUAAAUUAGCUCAAAAUAUGAAAAACAAAGAUGCCACCCUUUGGGUUGUGAGAAUUAACUUGAAUGAUUAUACAGGAAAGCUAGCAAAUGUCAAUUCUCAUAACGAUAAGGACACAAUUUUUAAAUUUAUAAUGGACAUAGCAUUAAUAAACACUCCUUUAGAGCAAGAGUUAUUUAAACACGGAUUAAAUGCUGUAGGUAAAGUUGCCUUGUUAUUUGAUGGAUUUGAUGAAAUAGUUCCUAAAUACGAAGAGAAAGUUGUUGAACUAUUAAGAGUUUUGAAGUAUUCAAAAGUAGAGAAACUCUGGAUAACUACACGCCCACACAUGAAAAAUGAACUAGAAGAUAUAUUAAGUGUACUAUCGUAUACUCUAAGACCACUAUUUAGAAAUGAUCAGGUGUUGUUUAUUCAAAAUUAGUUCUGUAAAAUUCUGAAA